Molecule: messenger RNA, 1029 nt
Organism: Aptenodytes forsteri (emperor penguin)
Lineage: Eukaryota; Metazoa; Chordata; Aves; Sphenisciformes; Spheniscidae
Gene: FSCN2
Product: fascin actin-bundling protein 2, retinal
Exons: 2
Coding region: 1-1029 (342 amino acids)
Biological process (GO): cell migration; establishment or maintenance of cell polarity; actin filament bundle assembly
Cellular component (GO): cytoplasm; actin cytoskeleton
Molecular function (GO): actin filament binding; protein-macromolecule adaptor activity
Source: RefSeq, a predicted model, not a curated record
AUGCCAACGAAUGGGAUCCACCAGGUCCUGAAGAUCCAGUUCGGGUUGAUCAACUGCGAGAGCCGGUACCUGACAGCGGAGAGCUUCGGCUACAAGGUGAACGCCUCGGCGCCCAGCCUGAAGCGCAAGCAGAUCUGGACGCUGGAGCAGGAUGAAGCCGACAGCUCCGUCGUCUUCCUCAAGAGCCACCUGGGCCGGUACCUGGGUGCCGACAAGGACGGGAAGGUGCGGUGCGAGGCCGAGCAGCCGGGCCGGGAUGAACGCUUCAGCAUCAUCACCCAGUCGGACGGGCGCUGGGCGCUGCAGUCGGCCCCGCACCGGCGUUUCUUCGGGGGCCGGGAGGAUCGGCUCUCCUGCUUCGCCCCCAGCAUGACAGAGGGGGAGCUCUGGACCGUGCACUUGGCCAUGCACCCCCAGGCCAACCUGCUGAGCGUCAGCCGCCGCCGCUACGCCCACCUCAGCGCCCACGAGGACGAAAUCGCCACCGACAGCAACCUGCCCUGGGGGGUGGACGCCCUCAUCACCCUCUGCUUCCAGGACAAGAAGUACAGCCUGCGCACCGCCGACGAGCGCUACCUGCGCUGCGAUGGCACGCUGGUACCCGAGCCCGGCGCCCGCACUGGCUACACCCUUGAGUUCAAGGCGGGCAAGCUGGCUUUCAAGGACUGCGACGGCAAAUAUCUGGCACCCACGGGGCCCACCGGCACCCUCAAAUCCGGCCGCAGCUCCAAGCCGGGGAAAGACGAACUCUUCGACCUGGAGGAGAGCCACCCCCAGGUGGUCUUCACGGCGGCCAACGGCAGAUACGUCUCCAUCCGGCAGGGCCAGGGGGGCAAGUUCUGGUACGUGGCAAACAGCGGGUCGGUGUGCAGUGACGGGGACCUCUCCGAGGAUUUCUUCUUCGAGUUCCGGGAGCGGGGACGCGUCGCCAUCAAAGGGAAGAACGGCCGGUAUCUACGCGGGGACCCGGCUGGCACCCUGCGCGCCGACAGCGAGUCCGUGCUGCGGGCCACGCUCUGGGAGUACUGA